AUGCUCAGACUGGCAAACCAAAGCAGGGUGCUCCAGGGAGCGUUUGCACGAGCCACGGUUGUAGGCCGGGCCUCCGCCGUGACCCAUGUUCGUUUCAUGUCCGAUUCGACCGACGUUCCUCCCUCGGAUCAGUCCAAGCCCUCGUUCCGAACCGACAAGCGCAUUGAGUCAGCCACUCCGUUUGCUGAGCCCUCCGAGAUCCCCUCUGCAGACGCCUCUCUGCUUCCCCGGACCAACCGAGUCGAGGAGCUCCAGUUUGAGGCCAAGUACACGCUCGACGCCAAGACGAAGGAGGCUCUGGAUACCAUUGAGGAGCUGGGCUUCAAGACCCGGCAGAACCUGGAUCCCGAGCGAUUCAGCGACGAGGAACUAGACCCCAGAAACUGGACCGGCCUCGAGUUCCAUGAGGUGGUCACGCGUCUUCACAACCGACAGUUCAAGCUCGGAUCGGCCUACUCCCAGAGCGAGGAGGAACUGCGACAGCUGGUUCGAGCUGGUCGAGUUGCUGGAGCCGACGCUGGCGUAAUCCGAUCCGCCUACCACGGCAAGCAUAGCGUCGUUGAGAAGAAUGAGGAGGACGACGAUCUUUUGGAUGCUGAUCACGUUAACGAGUUCAUGUACGACGAUAUCCCCACUGCUGGACACAUGCAGGUGGAGAAGGUGCGAAAGAUGCGACACCUCCAGCGAAUGUCUGCCUACGUGCUCCCCCGACUCGUCGAUUAUCAUGUGCCCUUUGAUGUCAAGGAGGCUGACAAGAAGGCUUCUCCCCUGACCUUCAAGUACACCUCGUACACCGGAGAGGAGGCCGACGAAGAGGCCAAGGUGGUCUGCUACUUUGACCCUGCCAACCUGGGUCUCUCCGACAAGGGCCUGCACAAGUUCAAGCUGCUGUCUGGACAGAACUACGACGCUCUGACCGGCCAGUGCAAGUUUGCCAGCAAGCGACACCCCUCUGCCCCCGAAAACAAGCACUACCUGCUGACUCAGAUUCUCAAGCUCAAGACCGAGGCCGAGCAAGGUGACUCGUUCGAGGACGUGCCUCUGGACACCCGACACGCCCGAAACAAGGCGGAGCGCAUCGCCAAGCGAGACCGAUACCGACUGGCCAAGUUCCCCGAGGAGUGGAACCGACCUGAAGACAAGGCUAAGCAGACCGCUUUCAAGGCUCUUUUCGGGUAA
Molecule: messenger RNA, 1179 nt
Organism: Yarrowia lipolytica CLIB122
Lineage: Eukaryota; Fungi; Ascomycota; Dipodascomycetes; Dipodascales
Product: mitochondrial 37S ribosomal protein mS35
Biological process (GO): mitochondrial translation
Cellular component (GO): mitochondrial small ribosomal subunit
Molecular function (GO): structural constituent of ribosome
Source: RefSeq, a predicted model, not a curated record